AUGAAUCACAUGCUGAUGCAGUUUCGCCGUCGUAUCAUGAAUGACACAUCCGGCCCGAUAGCACGCCGUAUCCACGAGAAGUUGUUGGCAGCUUUUGCUCCUUCUCACUUGGACGUGAUUAACGAAAGUCACAUGCACAAUGUGCCUAAAGGCUCCGAAACUCAUUUUAAAGUGGUGGUCAUCUCCAAUGAGUUUGACAACAUAUCGCUACUCCAGCGUCACCGCAUGGUGAACACUGCGUUGCAACAAGAGCUAGAUGAGGGCGUGCAUGCGCUCAGUAUUCUAAGUAAAACGCCAAAGCAGUGGGAGGAUAGCUCACAGGUCAAGCCAUCGCCAAGCUGUCGCGGUGGCAUGGCCGUAGAUUCGAGAAAAAAAGAAUUUUUGAAAGAUCUUGAGAAGAGAAAUCAGAGUGAUUAG
Messenger RNA from Plasmopara halstedii, 417 nucleotides. Its product is annotated as Stress-induced protein UVI31. Lineage: Eukaryota; Oomycota; Peronosporomycetes; Peronosporales; Peronosporaceae. The transcript is spliced from 2 exons. Gene Ontology annotation, cellular component: mitochondrion. The coding region runs from base 1 to 417 and encodes 138 amino acids. The record is from RefSeq and is a predicted model, not a curated record.